AUGGAAAUGGAAUCGACUAGUGAUGCUGACAAAAAAUGUGACUCUUCAAAAGACGAUGUGUGUGUUUCUAUCCCUCCAGCUCCAAAACACAAUCAGCCAUUUACAAUUGUUGAAAAUGAAGGCUUUCGCAGUUUGAUUAAAGUUCUUGCGCCACAUUAUGAACUUCCUAGUGAAACAACGUUAACUCGACGGGUUGAUGAUAAAUACGCAGCAUUAUCAACAGUCUUCAAAGCUAAGUUGUCAAAUAUUGAAUACGUUACUCUUACUACCGACAUGUGGUCUGAAACAAUGAGCAUGAGAAGUUUUUUAGGAAUAACAGCACACUUCGGUGAAGAACACAUAGCUGAAAUGCUGCUGAAUACUUGUGCUGAAUGGGGUAUAGAUAGUGACAAAGUUUCAGCUGUAAUCACAGAUAAUGCAGCUCACAUGGUGAAAGCUGUUGAUUUAGCUUUUGGAAAAAAGCAUAUACCAUGUUUUGCACAUACGUUGAAUUUGGUUGCACAAAAUGCUGUACAGCAGUGCACUAAUCUGCAAAACUUGAUAACCAAACUAAAAGAGAUAGUAACUUGGUUUAAACAAAGCAAUGUACCCAGUAUCGAAUUACGUGAAGCAACCCAGAAAGAAACGAAAUUGAUACAAGAGGUCCCAACGAGAUGGAACAGUACUUAUUUCAUGAUCGAGCGAUUUUUGGAGCUUCGCAGCGUCGUCAAUAAUGUAAUCAUUCGUCAUAAAAAUGCACCACCGAUGCUAACUGCAUCAGAAUUAUCUAUUCUUUCUUCGGUUCUACAAAUUCUGCGACCGAUUGAAGCUGCAACUAAGGAAGUGUCAGGUGAUAAGUACUGCACUAGCAGCAAAGUAAUACCCCUUAUCCAUUGUCUUCUUUUAAAAGUUAAACCGCUUCAAGUCGAAGAGUCUCUUGCCCAAGAAUUGCAGUCAUUGAUCCUGAAAGAGAUUGACAAGAGAAUGGGUGUGAUAGAGAGAGUAACUCCUCUCGCUAUAGCCACAAUCUUGGACCCCAGGUUUAAGAAAAUGCAUUUCACGGACUCACUUGCUUGCCCCAUGGCUGUUUCAAAAAUCAAGGAAAUGAUGAAAAGUAUAGUACAAAAUGAGUCUGUGGAAUCUGAUUCGUCAGAUCUGUCUGAUAAACCAGAAGAAUAA
Diprion similis is the source of this 1158-nucleotide messenger RNA. Its product is annotated as E3 SUMO-protein ligase ZBED1-like. The coding region runs from base 1 to 1158 and encodes 385 amino acids. NCBI's taxonomy places the organism in Eukaryota, Metazoa, Arthropoda, Insecta, Hymenoptera, Diprionidae. The transcript has 3 exons. The record is from RefSeq and is a predicted model, not a curated record.